Molecule: messenger RNA, 1462 nt
Organism: Echinops telfairi (small Madagascar hedgehog)
Lineage: Eukaryota; Metazoa; Chordata; Mammalia; Afrosoricida; Tenrecidae
Gene: WDSUB1
Product: WD repeat, sterile alpha motif and U-box domain containing 1
Exons: 10
Coding region: 16-1446 (476 amino acids)
Biological process (GO): protein ubiquitination
Molecular function (GO): ubiquitin-protein transferase activity; protein binding
Source: RefSeq, a predicted model, not a curated record
CUUCAGAUAAAGAACAUGGUGAAACUAAUUCACACAUUCGCCGAUCAUGGUGAUGAUGUCAAUUGUUGUGCCUUCUCUUCUUCCCUCCUGGCUACUUGCUCCUUGGACAAAACAGUCCGCCUGUACUCCUUAAGCGACUUCAUGGAGCUGCCUUACUCCCCGUUGAAGUUCCACACAUAUGCUGUCCACUGCUGCUGCUUCUCCCCUUCAGGACAUAUCUUGGCUUCAUGUUCAACAGAUGGUACCACUGUCCUAUGGGAUACGCACAACGGACAGACUUUGGCUGUGAUGGAACAGCCCAGUGGUAGCCCCGUGAGAGUGUGCCGCUUUUCCCCAGACUCCACUUGUUUGGCAUCAGGAGCAGCUGAUGGAACGGUUGUUUUGUGGAAUGCACAGUCUUAUAAGUUAUACAGAUGUGGUCGUGUUAAGGAUGGCUCCUUGGUGGCCUGUGCGUUUUCUCCUGGUGGAAACCUCUUUGUCACCGGCUCCUCAUGUGGAGAUCUCACAGUGUGGGAUGAUAAAAUGAGGUGUCUGCACAGUGAAAAAGCACACGAUCUUGGAAUUACCUGCUGCGAUUUUUCAUCACAGCCUGUUUCUGAUGGAGAACCAGGCCUUGAGGUUUUUCGACUGGCAUCUUGUGGUCAGGAUUGCCACAUCAAAUUUUGGAUUGUUUCUUUUACCCAUAUCUUAGGUUUGGGAAUAAAAUACAAGAGUACCUUGAGUGGGCAUUGUGCUCCUGUUUUGGCGUGUGCUUUUUCUCAUGAUGGGAAGAUGCUCGUCUCUGGAUCGGUGGAUAAAUCUGUCAUAGUAUAUGAUACUAACACCGAGAACAUACUUCACACGUUGGCUCAGCACACCAGGUAUGUCACAACCUGUGCCUUUGCACCUAAUAUCCUUUUACUUGCUACUGGGUCAAUGGACAAAACGGUGAACAUCUGGCAAUUUGACCCAGAAGCACUUUGUCAAGCAAGGAGCACGGAAGAUCACCUGAGGCAAUUUACUGAAGAUUGGUCAGAGGAGGAUGUAUCAAUGUGGCUCUGUGAGCAAGGUUUAAAAGACCUCGUCAGUAUUUUCAAGAUGAAUAACAUUGAUGGAAAAGAACUGUUGAAUCUUACAAAAGAAAGCCUAGCUGAUGAUUUGAAAAUUGAAUCUCUAGGGCUGCGUAGUAAAGCCAUGAGGAAAAUUGAGGAGUUAAGGACAAAGAUGAAAUCCCUUUCCUCUGGAAUUCCUGAUGAAUUUAUAUGUCCAAUAACCAGAGAACUUAUGAAAGAUCCUGUUAUCGCAUCAGAUGGCUAUUCAUAUGAAAAGGAAGCAAUGGAAAACUGGAUCGGUAAGAAGAAACGCACAAGUCCUAUGACAAAUCUUACUCUUCCUUCACUCGUCCUCACACCAAACAGGACUCUGAAAAUGGCCAUCAACCGGUGGCUAGAGACACAUCAAAAAUAAAGUGGCUUAUACUGCA